UUAGCUUCCAUGGAGUCAUCGUAGAGUCCAAAGAUCUCAGCAUUUUACAGGAUUCGAAUGAGAGAGCUGAGCUCUGUGAGCUCGGAGGCUAGCUAGGGUUCGUCUUCUCCUAUCCUGCUUACUGUUAUUAUAAGAAAAAGAGCUGCAUUCAGGUUUAUUGCUUUUGAUUCAUCUAAGAUGUUCAAUGAAAGUUUGGCCACUAAACGACAUCAAAUCUCUGGCUGAUAACUCAACAAUUUGAAAAUUUGAAGAGGAAAUUUCACUACAUUAGAACAUGUGUGAAUCUCAUCCCGCGUGUCGUUCUAGACUGGUUGCAAUUUUAGAGGAUUCGACCCAACCGCUUGCCAUAAUAUGGAAAAGAAGUGUUAUUCUGCUCAUCUUUUUGUUCUCAGUUGUUUCAGGUUCAUUUGUUGGGAUUAACAUUGGCACGGACAUUUUGAAUUUACCAUCCGCGCCAAGCAUAGUUUCCAUCCUCCAAUCUCAUAAAAUCAAACAUAUACGAUUAUUCGAUGCUGACCACCAAAUACUAGCCGCCCUUGCAAACACAGGAAUAGAAGUAAUGGUUGGUGUUCCAAAUGAUCAAUUACUACGAAUAGGAGAAUCUCAAUCUGCAGCAGCUGACUGGAUCAAUAGAAAUGUUGCAGCUUAUCUUCCCGGAACCAACAUCACCUACAUUGCAGUUGGAAAUGAAGUCCUCACCACCAUUCCAAAUGCCGCUCUCGUUCUUGUUCCUGCAAUGCAAUUUCUCCAGUCUGCUCUUCUAGCUGCUAACCUGAAUUUUCAGGUUAAAGUUUCUAGCCCUCAAUCUAUGGACAUGAUUCCCAAAUCCUUUCCACCAUCCACAGCCACUUUCAAUUCAACUUGGAGCUCAAUAAUGUAUCAUUUUCUCCAAUUCUUGAAGAAUACAGGAGCCUCAUUCAUGUUAAAUGCUCAGCCAUACUAUGGAUUUGUGAAAGCAAAUGGUAUUUUCCCCAUUGAAUAUGCACUUUUUCGUUCUCUCAAUCCUGACAAUCAGAUUGUUGAUCCGAAUACCCUUUCUUCAUAUUCAAACAUGUUUGAUGCGAUGGUUGAUGCUGCUUACUACUCGAUCCAAGAACUAAAUUUUUCCGGGAUUCCAAUUAUUGUGACUGCUUCUGGGUGGCCGUCGAACGGCGGGGACGACGAACCAUAUGCUAAUGUGGAUAAUGCGUUGGCUUAUAACACAAAUCUUGUUCGGCAUACACUCAAUAAUUCUGGGACACCCAGUCAACCGAAUAACCCAGUCAAUGUAUAUAUCCAUGAGUUGUUUAAUGAAGAUCUCUUGCCAGGGCCUCUUUCAGAGAAGAACUGGGGAUUAUUUUUGCCUAAUAGAACGGUUGUAUACGCUCUAGAUUUUGCGAAUGCAGCCAAUGGCAGUGCGGCACUAUCAGGGAUGAGUGGUGUUUUCUGUGUGGUGAAUCCCAGUGCGAAUCCGAGAGAUGUGAAGCAAGGACUGGACUGGGUUUGUGGCCCUGGGGGUGCGAAUUGUAGCGCUAUCCAAACUGGGAAGCCAUGUUAUGAAGCUGACAAUAUUGUUGCUAUAGCUUCCUAUGCUUAUAAUGACUAUUACCAUAGGAUGCAAGCAAGUGGCGGAACGUGUAACUUCGAUCACACGGCCAUGAUUACUACAAAUGAUCCCAGCCAUGGCUUAUGCAUUUUUUCAGGGAGCAAGGGGAUGAACUCCAGCAGAAGCAGAGGUGCAGGAUCUGUCCUUGAGAGCCCUUUGAACAGCAUGACAAAAACUCAAGUUCUUCCAUUACUGCACCUCUUCCUUCUUUUAUUGCUCUUAUUAUUCAAUUCUUAGUUUUUCAGUGUUCAUCAGUAUCAGUUUUGUAGAAGGAAUAUUGAAUGAAUGAUUAUAUAUAUAUAAUCAUUGGUUUUGUGGACAUGGUGGCAAAAUGUGAUUCCAACAAAAAAAAAAAAAGGUAUUUUUGCAAAUAUGCAUUAUUUAAGGAUGCAUGAUGAGCUUGUUGUUUUUGU
Molecule: messenger RNA, 1998 nt
Organism: Phalaenopsis equestris
Lineage: Eukaryota; Viridiplantae; Streptophyta; Magnoliopsida; Asparagales; Orchidaceae
Product: glucan endo-1,3-beta-glucosidase 4-like
Exons: 6
Coding region: 275-1822 (515 amino acids)
Biological process (GO): carbohydrate metabolic process
Cellular component (GO): plasma membrane
Molecular function (GO): hydrolase activity, hydrolyzing O-glycosyl compounds
Source: RefSeq, a predicted model, not a curated record